CAACAGCCGCGGCCCCGCGGAGCGCCUGUAGCCGCCGCCGGGCCGCAGGCCGGCGAGCCGGAGCGCGCUGGCGGCGGCCGAGGAGAAGGAGGAGGAGGAGGCAGGCGGGAGCCAGCCGCCGGCCGCGCCGCCGCCCCACAAGAGGAUGAAGAAGCGGAAGGAGCUGAACGCCCUCAUCGGCCUGGCCGCCGACGGCCGCAGGAAGAAGCCCGCCAAGAAGGGCUCGGGCCACCGGCUGCUGCGCACCGAGCCGCCCGCCUCCGACUCCGAGUCCAGCUCCGACGAGGACGAGUUCGCGGGGCCGCGGGGCCGCUGCGGAAAGGGAGACUACCUGCGGUGCUGCAGGUUCUGUUACCCUUUAUGUGCGUUCGUCAUUCUUGCUGCUUGUGUGGUCGCGUGUGUUGGCUUAGUCUGGAUGCAGGUGGCUCUCAAGGAAGAUUUGGAUGCAAUAAAGGAUAAGUUUCGAACUAUGGAAUCUAGUCAAAAGAUGUCAUUCCAAGAAAUUCCUAAACUGAAUGAAGAUUUGGUGCAGAACCAAAAGCAGCUAGAACAAAUUGAAACUGGAGAACUAGGGCUGAGUAAAAUUUGGAUAAAUAUCACAGAGAUCAAUAAACAGAUAUCACUAUUGACCUCAACAGUAAAUCAUCUCAAAAACAAUAUAAAAUCUGCUGCUGACCUGAUUUCUCUUCCCCUCACAGUAGAGAAACUUCAGAAGACUGUAGCCAACAUAGGUAGCACUCUUACCAGUGUGGCUCAUGAUGUUGAAAAUAUACAGACAGCUAUUGAGGAAUACAAGAAAUCCAUAGAAAUACUCCAGAAUGAUGUGAAGGAAUUAAAACAGCUUCCUUCACUUUCCUCCACUGUUGUGCCAAGGACUGAGGGAAAUCAGACAGAAUACUGCAAAAAGGAAAGCCAGGCUCUGCAUGCAGCUUUGGAGCAGCUGAAUAAUACUGUAGUGGUGUACCAAAAGUUGAAUGACAUCAAGCUUCUAAAUGUGGAUUCAGCCAUUGGCAACCUCAGCCAGAAAAUUACGCUGUUGGAAAACUCUCCCCUGGUUGUGAAAAAUCUGGACAAAAGAGACAACUCAUCUACCAUCGUGGGGAAUGAUGCAACUACCUCUCUAAAAGUGGAAAAUGAAGAUCAACUUGAUAGUGAAAUUCAGUCAACUAAAGAACUGAAGGAAGCAGGAACUAGAGAUUCUCAGGUUUCAAAACUAAAAGAGACUCUUCAGUUGAUCAAUGCUCUCACAGGCAAGUCAGAAAAUGACAGACCCAUUGAGGCAUCAAGGAAUGUUGAAAGUAGUCAGAGUACUACAGCAAAGCCCACAGACCUUUCAAGGGUGUCUUCAAGGUCAGCUGGUGACAACACAGAGAGAAACGGGCAGCUGAGCCAUCUGUCCUUACCAGGAAUUUCCAGCAUUGAAGAUCUUCAGAAACUGUUUGAAAAAGCACCUGAUGGAAAACUCUCAUACAGAGAUCUUCAAAAGCUGCUUGGCUCCACAGUCCAGGAAUCACAGAGCUUUAAGGAGUUUGACACAGAUGGAGAUGAGAAAUACACUCUAAAAGAACUGAGAUUAGCAUUAGGUGUAUAGAGUAUAUGUUUAGAAAUGUGAUAUGGGUGGAUAUGGUGUUACUUGUAGCUAAAGGAAGCUACAGGACAUGAAAAACUAUAGCUGCACUUUCCCAGUGUUUUACUGAUCUUUGGAACUAAAUUACUGUACACAUUGUCACCUCAUAUUUUCAGUUGCAUUUAUUGAAAAGAAAUUUACAAAUUUAUAUGUCGAUGGGACAUAAUAUUGGGACUAUUAUCCAGAAAAUUCCCAAACUUGGAAACAUUUUCCUCUCAUUAUUUCCUUUUCAAGGGAGUUAUUGGUUAUAAUUUAAAAUGUCUACAUACUAAAAUAAAACUAUGGUUUUAUAUUUCACUGAAAUUUGCCUUAAAUUAGAGAGCUGCACUUUAUGUAGAGCAGAAGGAAAAUCUGUCUUGUGAAGAUGGGCUGCUUCUGCUUGUAAAUAUUUGAGAUAGAGUAAAUUAUGCAUAUUUAAGGAGAAGUUGUGUCAGGGGCUGUGUUGGUAGUAAGCUGUUUAUAAUGAGAGACUGAGCCUGGAAUGGGGGUUUAAGACCUUCAGCUAAAUUUCUGAUUUUAUUAAGUAUAUCCAUGAAUAAAUUUGGCCUCAGUCAGAGGAAAGCAGGAGGGGUAAGUCAUGCCCAUCUAUAGCAGGAUGUAUUUUUAAAGGGAAGAGUUGAAAGUGUUUUUAUAUAUAUCAUGAGCCUACAGGAGCAAUUAACUUGCCAAGUGCUUGGGUUUUCACUUCAGCGUUCUUUAGGCUUUGCUGUGUUGCAUUCAGAUUAUAUUUUGUGAGAUGAGCCUGUCUAUUUAUUUUUUUUAAAUGAACAUAUUUAAUAGCUUUAAUAGAUGCUUAAGAGGUAAAAGCCUUCAGUGCAGCCUGCUGAGCAGCACCUGAGCAGUUCAUGCCUCAGCAGUGCUCUGGUACACUCCAGGAGUGUGAGUGGGUGGGAAGGCCCAGAGAAGGACCUGUGAGCUCUUCCCUAACUAUUGUGACCGUGAUCCCUUCUUGGUACCUUUAUUUUCUGUCUCCUUGCCAACAGAAGGAUGUAAAAAGCUGUGUAGGCAUGUGCAAUGGCAUCAUCGUUCUGUACUGACACAUGUUUUGUGAGUGAGGUUUUCUUACUAGAGGAACUUAAAGCUCUGUUGUUCAUAGUAGUGAAUCUAAACACAGAGUGUAUUUAUUACCUUCUGGAACAUAGAAAAAUUGCUUUUGCAGAGGGGAUUCUCUCACAGGCUAGAUCAGGGCCAAGUUGGGUGAUUUUGCCCACAAAUAUCACUGAUCUUGUUCAGAGUUUUUUUUUUGCAUGAUUAGUGAGUUGAAGUUGCCCACCUCACUGAAACAUCAGCUUAUGAGGAAGUCAGUUCAUAAUUGUUGAUUUUUAUAUAACUUUAGACUGGAUGUUUUAUCAAUAAUUGUAUUUUGGAAGUAUGAAUCAGCACAGGAAUGUACAAAAUGGAGCCCUGUUACCCAUUUCCUAGGCUUCUUUCACUGUUGUUCUUCUAUCCUGUUUGGGUAAUGCAGAUGCCACCCAGUACCAAAAUGCUUUUGAUGUGACAUUUGAAAACACCGUAUUUAAAAACAAAGCAGAACCAACCAACCUUAGCUUUAGAGAGGACAAGAAGCCAACACUUGCUUCUUGCCACUUCCCAUACCCUUUUAUACACUACUGUAUAAUUCCUUAACCAAAUAAAGAAAAAAAGCAAUAAAAUGUAA
This is a messenger RNA of Oenanthe melanoleuca, 3284 nucleotides long. It is a transcript of the gene EFCAB14, whose product is annotated as EF-hand calcium binding domain 14. The coding region runs from base 146 to 1591 and encodes 481 amino acids. NCBI's taxonomy places the organism in Eukaryota, Metazoa, Chordata, Aves, Passeriformes, Muscicapidae. The record is from RefSeq and is a predicted model, not a curated record. The transcript is spliced from 11 exons.